Molecule: messenger RNA, 1200 nt
Organism: Pollicipes pollicipes
Lineage: Eukaryota; Metazoa; Arthropoda; Thecostraca; Pollicipedomorpha; Pollicipedidae
Product: fatty acid amide hydrolase 1
Exons: 9
Coding region: 256-1200 (314 amino acids)
Biological process (GO): fatty acid catabolic process
Molecular function (GO): fatty acid amide hydrolase activity; amidase activity
Source: RefSeq, a predicted model, not a curated record
GACGGCCGGCGCGUACCGGGCGGCUCUUCGGGCGGCGAGGGCGUGCUGGUGGCGGCCGGCGGCUCGCCCCUCGGUGUCGGCACAGACGUGGGCGGCAGCGUGCGCGUGCCAGCGCUCUUCUCCGGCUGCUACGGCUUCAAGCCCACCUGCGGACGCCUCAGCUGCGUCGGUCUGCGCGCGGUGCUGCCGGCCACGUUCGGAGUACGCGCCACAGUCGGCUUCCUCAGCCGUGAGAUAGCCGGCCUGCAGAAGGUGAUGGAGCUCCUGACCUCGCCACUCGAGGCGGCGGACAUGUACCGGCUGGACCCACUGGUGCCGCGAGUCUACUGGAACAGCCAGAUGGCCGGCGGCCGGCGCCGCUGGCGGGUCGGCUACGUGGCGGACCUGCCCACGUUCCCGAGCACGCCCGGCUGCCGGCGCGUGCUGACAGAGACCGUGCAGGCGCUGGAGGCGGCCGGCCACGAGACGGCACCCUUCCACCUGGAGGCGGACCACGCCGCCAUGGAUAUUAUCAUGCGGACGGUGAUACCGGAUAACGGGGUCUACAUGACGCGCGCUGUAGCAUCGAGACGCUCGUGGCCAUGCUGCUGCGUCCCGCGCUGGCUGCGCGUCCUCAUCGCCUGGGGCACCAGCAACAACUUCCGCUACCUUGGGACGCGACUGAAAGCCUGGACGGGCACCACGGUGGAGGCGGUGCAACUGAAGCUCGCCUGGAAUCAGCUGGUCGACCGUACUCUGAAGCAGUGGCGCGCCGCCCGCCUCGACCUGCUCGUGCUGCCCGGCUUCAUGUGUCCGGCGCCGCCGCAUGACAUGAUCAGCAAUCUGGUCGUGGGCGGUGUCUACACUUUCCAUUUUCAACGUGCUGAACUUCCCGGCGGGCGUGGUAAACGUGGGUCACGAGACGGCCUGAAGACCAGACCGCCCUGGAGGAGUACCCCACACCCUCACGUGGAGCUGCGCUGGGUGGUCGAGCUGACCACGACUGUGUCCGGCUGGCUGACCACGACCGUGUCCGGCCAGCCGACCACGACCGUGUCCGCAGCUGCUUACGGCCGUGCGACGCGGGGCGCACUAGGUCAGCCACUGGGCGUGCAGGUGGUCGGCCUGCCCUGGAUGGAGAGACAGGUGCUGGCCGGCAUGGCCGAGGUGGAGCGCGCGCUGGCCGAGCACAAGCAGUGGAAGCGGCCGGGCGGGACCUGA